AAGAUGAGACCAUAUAUAUCUGUCAGGCUAAAAAUUCAGCCGGAACAGGGAGGAGUGAUGAAAUCAAAAUCAAAAUCACACAACCAGAGCAAGAAACAGGUUUCAACGUAGAAUGGGAACUUGACAUCAGAGAGGUCAAUGUACGAUUUACUGUACAUGAAGACAUAAGAGCGCUUAAAGAAUCUUUUCAACGACUAAUUGGGAAAGCGUUAGGUGUAUACUAUAGGAUUGUCAACGUACAAAUGAGCACAGGUUGCACCAUCGUGUCGUUCGACAUAACUGGUUCUACACAUCCAUUAGACGAAUCUGCAUUGGCCUUAGCGGAACGAUUCACUACAGGUCUCAAAGACGACUCUAUUCGUUUGCCUGAUGAAACCGGAAACCCAUUAAAAAUACCACAGGAAUCUAUAAAGAUCACAAUGAAAGAGACACUUGAUGCUGCCGCUGAUAUCAAUGUGCCGGUGGUAAGCAUCGAUCAAGCUGCAUACUAUGUUGAACCUGGUGACAUAGCUAUUUUGAGAAGCAGGGUGAUGACGUCGACUCAUAUCACCUCAAUUGCAUGGUUCCGAAUCAACAACGACGACGGAACAGAACAUGCCAUUGACAUUGACAACGAAAAAUACUUUGGAGGUUCUGUUGAGUCACCGUCUUUGGUAAUUGACGACACAACAGUUCAAGAUGAAGGGCGUUAUGUAUGUCAUGCUGAGAACAGAUUUGGUGUCGGAAAAACCUUUUCAACCUCCAUGUGCAUUUUCAAUAGGGACAACAUUGAAACCUCUUUGGUGCUACAAGCUGAGACGUCACGAAGAGAGAGCCAGUCACUAAGUAGUUCCAAGACAACAAUUGACGACGGUUCCACGAUACAGCCAAUUACUGAAAAGGAGUCGCCUGACAAUGUUUUCGUAUCAGCUGCAACAGAUGGUCAUACUAAAACAGUAAAACUACUGUUGGAAAAGGGAAUAGAUCCUUACGAUUACGGGGUUGUGGAAUCUGCUACAGGAGGUGGUCAUACAAAUACAGUGGAACCUAUGGUGGAAAUGGGAGCAGACCCUAAGCGAGUAUCAACCACCACAGAAACGAUGGCCGCCAAGUACAUUUCCAGCAGAGAAACCACAAAUUUUGCACGACCCUCUCGAUUGUUGAUCGAUAUCUAUUCUGACCUUUUUAGAUCAGUCCUGAAAGUUAAAUGCCCGCCUCCAGGACUAUCCGCUAUUCUGCAAAGUCAAAAAGUUCAACUUUGUAAAAUUCUUGAACAGCGUCAGCAAGAAAUUUUAUAUCCAUCAGCUGGAGCGUUUUCAGGUAACCUGGAUGACUUAGAUUUUACACUUCUGUACAAACUGCUUCGAAACCUUCAGGAUAUCAACAUACCGCCACAUCAGAAAGGUUGGGGGAAGACCCCAGACAAUACAGACAGGUCACUUUCAGCUAAUAUUGAUCGGUUGAAAGAGGAGAGGAAUGAAGCUGAUGAACAUUUGCCCACAGCUUCACUGUCUGAUGCUGACUUCAAUGCUAGGUGUGAUUAUAUCCGUCAGAUCAUCUCCGAAAUUGAAAACGACGUUCUCACUGGAAGCACAUUUGUGACCGCUGUAGACGCUUUACUGACCAUGAGCAUGGACCAUGAUACGAAACAAUAUAAUAUACAGGAAUUCAAGGCAAGAGAAGCGAUACCUCCAAAAGUAGCAGCCAUGAUAGCAACUACACGUGCCAGUUUCGAAGAAGAAAAAGAAAAGAAAACAUUCAUUGAAACCAAAAGUUUCUUUGAUGCUAAAGAAAAGCUUGAAGAGAACAGGAUCGUUGUAAUUAAAGGUAACACCGGAGAUGGAAAAACAGCGACAGCUAUUCAACUCCUUAACAGGCUGAGUAAUGAACAAGAAGACAGACAGCCACUACAAAUUCACAAAAUUGAAGACUUAGAUUUAUUGCCUCCUAAUUCAAAAUAUCUUGCUUUGAUUGAUGAUAUUUUUGGAGAGAAAGUUUUGCAUGAUAAGGAAGUAGGUGAGUGGAACAAAAGAAUCAGCUCUGUAAAUACAAAAUUUUGUGGGGAUGAUCAAACCCAGGGCAAUUUUCUAGUCAUAACUGUUCGUAAUGAAGUAUUUAAUUCUUUGAAAAAGCAUUCUUUGGGAUCAGUUUUCAUUGAUUUCAACAUCAUUGAUCUUAGUUCUAACACUUACCAAAUUGCAACAGAAAAGAUGGAUAUUUUGGAGUUCUAUGAGCCAAAGGAAAACACAUUUUUUUGGGAAGACGAAGAAAAAGACGCAGUCAUGGUUUAUGCCCCGAAUAUGGGAUUUCCGCAAUGCUGUAGACUUUUCAGAGAUAUUCCUGAAUUACAGAAAGAACGAGUCAACUUUUUUAAGAAACCUCUUAAAUUUGUGAAUGAAGCAUUGUCAAGAUUAGAGGAAUGUUCUGCCCUUUUGUUUCUCUACCUCAAUGGCGGGAUCGUACAGGUAAAAGAUCUAGAUCCAAACAGUGAAAAUGUAAACACAUUUUUUUUAGAAGAAGCAUUCAAAAUUGAUUUGAUUGAAAGAGUAGAUGACAGAACAAUAAUAACCUAUGAGAAAAGAAUAGGAUUUGUAAAGAAAAGUUUAGAGAGAUUAUCAGGGUUUUUGGUAGUAAAGGAGAAAGAUUGGUCUGGUGAGGAUGUGUACAGAUUUUCUCAUGAUUCUAUAUGUGUGGCAGUGACACUUUUGUAUGGAAAAGCCACACCUAUUGGCUACAUACGGAAUUGUCCCAGCAAAUCCCUCAGUUAUCUAACAACAUGCACAAACUCUCCAGACGGGGUUGUCAUAUCACGUAAUCAUUAUACAUACAUGUGUGAACGUCUGAUUAGAGAGUUUGAAUGUAAGGGGUAUGAUUAUGGCACCAGUAUUGCCUCUCUAGACGUAUGGAAUGAUCGUGAAUUCGGUGACAAAUUUGUCAGGAUGUUGAAUGAUAAAAAAGUUGAGAAACUUGCUGUUUUGAACAAGGCAUGUUCUUAUGGUGCAGAAGAAUGUGCUUUAUACCUUCUGCAGGAGGGUGUAAAACCUGACAAAAACACCCCGACCUGCAUUUUGAAUGGGAAAAGUGUGAAUGUUCUGAAAGCCUUAAUCAAUUAUCUGAAUGAUGAGAUUAAACUUGCCUUGUUGGGACAAGCAUGUUCUGCUAGUUCAUUAGAAUGUGCAAUAUAUCUUCUGUCUAUAGGUGUUAAACCUAACAAGCAUACAGAAUUGUGGUCAUUGAUUAGCAUCAAGAAGCAUAAAGGAGAUUACGUGAGACUUAGAAGAGUUGCACAAUACCUGAACGGUGAGACAAAACGUGCCAUGUUGAAUAAAGCAUGUUUUAAUGGAACAGAAGAAUGUGCUUUGUAUCUCUUGUCCCAGAAUGUGAAACCUGACAAUGAGACACCGUUUGGUGUGGUAGAGAGAGGUAGUGUGAAGGUGUUACGUAAACUUCUUCAGUAUGACGUCACUUCAACAGCAAGAGAUCAUUACAAUAGCAAUGUUCUGUACCAUUCGUGUUUGUAUCAGAGAGAAGAGAUGGUGAAUAUGUUGUGUGACACUUAUCCACACAUGGUGCAUGACCAUGGUUGGUUAGGAAGAACCCCGCUCCUUGUUGCAGCCACAACAGGAAACUGUUCCAUGUUUCGGACAGUGGAGAGAAGUCUCCUGAAUUCUUUGUAUAGAAUUGAGGAUGAACAACACAAGUGUGAGUCAGUAGAUGGUCGUGUCGUGCAUAGAAGUUGUGCGUGCGCUCAGUAUAUGUCUCAGCUUGUGUGUAAUGACGGGUGUACGGUGUUACAUUUGAGUUAUAGAUGGGGACACAAGGAUCUUUGUUUGUAUUUGUGUCAGUCGUACCCAAAACUAACCACAGUUGCAGAUAAGGCCGGCUGUCAUUGUCUACAUUAUAUAGCUAGGUAUACAUCAGAUGAAGUCAUGUUCAACGAAUGUGAAACCAUCGUAAAACAGUACUUUGAAUCAACAGGACAUACGUAUGACAUCAAAACCAUACUUGAUAGUGAGGGGAAAUCUGUUUUAGAUAAGGCAGAGGAAAGAAAAACGGAAAAGGCAAAGUACCAUAAGACAGACAGCAGCCCUUUAUUUGAUCAUCUUUGCAAAGUGUUUGGUAGAUAAGAAUGCUACAUAUUCCAAAGAGACACACUUGUGCUAAUCCAUGCAUCAUGUUCAAAGUCCAGAUCAUGACCAAUGGUUAUAAUAAAGACAUUUUACAAUUG
This is a messenger RNA of Mizuhopecten yessoensis (Yesso scallop), 4207 nucleotides long. RefSeq lists its product as uncharacterized. NCBI's taxonomy places the organism in Eukaryota, Metazoa, Mollusca, Bivalvia, Pectinida, Pectinidae. Gene Ontology annotation, molecular function: protein binding. The transcript is spliced from 10 exons. The record is from RefSeq and is a predicted model, not a curated record. The coding region runs from base 243 to 4106 and encodes 1287 amino acids.